AUGUACCGAACCGCGAGGCCGAUGCUCGCCUUCGGCACGGCCGCCGCCGCCGUACGACCCCGGGCCUUCCCCAGAGUUCAGCCGACAGCGAAGAGGAUAGCGGCCGUCCCGGGCGCCGUGGCCACGAGGAGCUACGCAGGAAAGGCGAACCCGGCGGACCUGCGCCUGAGCUCGCGCCUGAACAAGCAGUUCGCCCUGAAGGAUUCCAACUACUCCGCCAGCGAGAUGGAGAAGACCAUGUCCAUGGCGCACAUCAUGCUCCCAGGAACCUUCGUCCCCGUCCCCUUCUCCCAGCUGGAUAAGUCCCCGAAAGCCCUCUGGGAAUACACCUUGGCCCGCAUCAAGCAGCGGGCCAAGGACUUCGCCACUGUUUUCGGCGCAAAGAUCUCGUCGAUGCCCACCUGGACCACCCGUCCGCGCGCCCAGCUGAACCGCGCGAAGAUCGUCCCCGAGGCCAAGGCCCUGCACCAGCGCCUCGGUGAGGCCAUCGCCGCAGGCGACAAGAACACCCUCCGCGAGAUCUGCACGCCACGCCUCUUCGAGACCCUGUCGGCCACUGUCUCGCGCCGCCGGACCGACGAGAAGGUCACUUGGGAGCUGUUGCGGUACAUUGGCCGGCCGCGCGUCGUAAGUCACAAGGUCGCCGUCCUGCCGCCCAUCGGCAAGGGCCCCGUCAUCCAGCAGGUCGUUGUGGCCAUCAGCAGCGCGCAGAGGCUGGGCAAGGUCGACAAGGCCACCGGGAAGGAGAUCAAGGACGGCCUGCGCGUGCAGAACCAGACCGAGUAUGUCGUCUUGAGCAGGCAGUUUGACCCCAAGACGUGGAGGCCCAAGAAGUGGGUUGUGUGGGGCAACACCAAGCCGACGACGCUGAAGGACUGGAGGUUGGAGGAGAAGGGCAUGCAGCAGAUGGAGCAGAAGGACUUUGCCAAGAGACGGGGAGGUAAGGCAUAA
This is a messenger RNA of Colletotrichum higginsianum IMI 349063, 951 nucleotides long. RefSeq lists its product as uncharacterized. Gene Ontology annotation, biological process: protein insertion into mitochondrial inner membrane from matrix. Gene Ontology annotation, cellular component: mitochondrial inner membrane; mitochondrion. The transcript is spliced from 2 exons. The record is from RefSeq and is a predicted model, not a curated record. Lineage: Eukaryota; Fungi; Ascomycota; Sordariomycetes; Glomerellales; Glomerellaceae. Bases 1 to 951 code for a protein of 316 amino acids.